AGUCAGAAGAGCUCAGCUUUUCCGCCGCGCAGCCACUCGAGCAACAUGUCCUCAGACGUGCAGCUGCGUGACCGAGCGGAGCCACUGACCAGCGGCCAGAGAGACACCCAGCGAGGCGAGGAGCGCGCGAGGAGCCACAGAGCCUGAGAGAGAGAGAGAGGGAGAGAGAGACCACAUACACUCUGUUGAUCACCCCCCCCUCCCCACGCUCCUGCUCAGGAGAAUUCCGAUUAUUCCAGGCCGAGUCCACACAGCGCAGCUUCAGGAGGGGCUGGAGCACAUCAGCAGAAAGCUGGAUUUGUAGGUGAGAAUGGACAGAUCAGAUGGAUGGAUGGGUAAUUGAACUGAAAGUGUGUGAAGGCUUGUGAGCACUGCUUCUUGUGGACUGUAGAGCUGCACCUGAGGCAGGGACAGAUGGAUGGAAUAAACUUAACAUUCUGGAACGCCUCUGAGGGCAAUGAGACGGAAACGGUGGAAGAGACAAGCCCGUAUAAGACAGUGGAGGUGGUAUUCAUAGUGCUGGUAGCAGGCUCACUUAGCUUGGUCACUGUGAUCGGAAAUAUCCUGGUCAUGCUCUCCAUUAAGGUCAACAGAAGCCUGCAGACUGUUAACAACUACUUCCUGUUUAGCCUAGCAUGUGCUGACCUCAUCAUUGGUCUCUGCUCCAUGAACCUCUAUACUGUUUAUAUUGUGAUCGGUUAUUGGCCGCUGGGCCCUGUGGUGUGCGAUUUGUGGUUGGCGCUGGACUAUGUGGUUAGCAAUGCCUCCGUCAUGAACUUGCUGAUUAUCAGUUUUGACCGCUAUUUCUGCGUCACUAAGCCCCUGAGUUACCCUGUCAAGAGGACGACCAAAAUGGCAGGGAUGAUGAUCGCUGCUGCCUGGGUACUGUCGUUCAUCCUGUGGGCUCCUGCCAUCCUCUUUUGGCAGUUCAUUGUGGGUGGCCGCACAGUGCCAGAGAAAGAGUGCUAUAUUCAGUUCUUCUCCAACGCUGCUGUCACCUUCGGCACCGCCAUUGCUGCCUUUUACUUGCCUGUCAUCAUUAUGAUGGUGCUGUACUGGCAGAUCUCCCGGGCAAGCAAGAGCCGCGUCAAGAAAGACAACCGCAAGCCUUCGGGGGCCAACCUUGGAACGGCUUCACCCAGCCAGACCCGCUGCAAUGUCGCCAGCAAGCCUGAAAACAACAACUUGAUGGUGGAGGACCCUGAUAGGGGUCAGACCCAGACCACAGAUGAGGUGACCAACCAGCACGACAGCAAACUGCAGAAUGGCAAAGGGCCAUCCACAGCCAGCAGGGAAGGGGAGAACGGAGCGAGGGACAACUGUGUCCCAGUGGAGGAGAAAGAAAGCUCCAACGACUCCACUUCUGGCAGUGGGGCCGCAGCCAAUCAGAAGGAAGAGGAGGUGGUGCCUUCCAGAGCCAAUGACAGUCAACAGCCCGCACGUCACCACACCAAAGCUGGGGGCUCCAAGCUCACCUGCAUCAAAAUUGUCACCAAGUCACCCAAGGGAGACUGCUACACCCCCACCAACACCACUGUGGAGAUCGUGCCAGCGGCAGAGAAGCAGAACCAUGUGACGCGGAAGAUCGUGAAGAUGACCAAGCAACCACCCAAGAAGAAGAAAGCACCUCCUUCCAGGGAGAAAAAGGUGACCCGCACCAUCAUGGCCAUCCUGGUAGCCUUCGUUGCCACGUGGACACCCUACAACGUGAUGGUUCUCAUCAACACGUUCUGCUCAAGCUGCAUCCCCAACACGGUGUGGACCAUCGGAUACUGGCUCUGCUACAUCAACAGCACCAUCAAUCCUGCAUGCUACGCUCUCUGCAACGCCACAUUCAAAAAGACCUUCAAACAGCUUUUGCUCUGUCAGUAUAAAAAUAUCCGCUCAGCCAGAUGAGCUCUACGUGCGUGCUUGAAUAAGUGCAUAUAUGUGAACCUGUGGGCACGUAUGAGUGUAAUGUAUUUGUGCAAUGACUGAAAGUGUGAGUGUGGCAAAUGGGUGCAUUGCUGUUUUAUGUCUUUCUGUAUUUCUGUUAUCAAUAACCUGUUGUAGCACUUUACACAGAAGCGAUUGCAACUCAGAAAGGAGAAUAUUGCUGCAGGCUUUGCAUACAGACCUGGAGAGGUAUUGUUGAGAUUAAAAAAAAGUAACAAAACUACAGAUAUUACUACACACAAAAUAGUGCUUUAUAAACCUAUAAUAUAUAAAAGGUCAAAAUAUUAGCAUAAAAUACAGUUCACUGUGCAAAAAUCAGAGACCACUAUUUUGUUUAUUAAAUAUCCAGUCAAACAUCCUCUAAGUAAGAGAUACUGAUUUUUCAGCGUCAGAAUUAAGAAGGAAGUGUAUAUUUAACAGACAAUUACAGAAAAAGCCUCCAACACAAGUAUAAUAUUCAAUCUAUCAGUGUCACUAAGAAAAGGGACAUCUAAAUAUAACAGUCUAAAUAUGUGUUUGGAUUACUUGAAGUGUGGUAAGCAGAAAAUCCAACCAACUUCUAAGACAAGUGUGGAAAAAUAUCCCUGCAGAUUUCUUUGAAAAACACUUUUCAACUCUGCUAAACUAACUGAAGCUGUAAAGAAAGGGCAAAGGGCGGACACUUUACAUGCUAAAACAAUGGUUUAGUUGUAGAAGAUUGUGUAAUUUUCUGUGAAAUAUAUGUUGCAUGUUUUUUCUGAAGCUGAAAAUGAAUAGCUUAGUAUGUGAAAAAUACUUGAAAAGGUGGUUGCUGACUUUUGCACAGCACUGUAUGUCAGUGAGUCACAGUUUGGAGUGGAAAUUCAGUGUUUAACCUAAUUAUUUAAGGUACAGUACCUAAAUACAGAUUUGAGUUGAAAGUGCAGUAUUAAGAUUUGAAUCUGCACUGUUCAAAUCUACACUGAUUAAAGGGACAAUAGGGCUGACUGAACACUCAAACCUAGUGUUUGGACUUCAGUAUAAAAUAAUAUUGUACAUAUUUGUAUAUAAUCAUGUACAGCAUAUAUUGUGUGUAUGGGGCAGUGUUAGGAAUCAGGGUAAAAUGUGUGUGUGGUUGGUAGACACAAGGAAUGCAUGCUGUUUGUGUGUGUAUGUGUGUGUUGUACAGAGACAGUGUGAGAAAGAGAAAAAGAGUGAGAUUGUACUAGUUAAUCUACUGCAUACAUUGAAUAUAGGUGUUAUAUGGUAAUGAUUGCAGGAAGACGUAUGGCUGGCCACAGGCUCUGUGUGUGUGUGUGUGUGUGUGUGUGUGUGUGUGUGUGUGUGUGUGUGUGUGUGUGUGUGUGUGUGUGUGUGUGUGUGUUCCUGUACUGGCUCAGACCUGAGAGAGCUACUGGAGAGCCACUUUGCCAUAUCCACAUGUAAGAGCUUUGAGUGCUCAGGCCUCCAGAGAUGCAAAUUAAAAGCUUUUAAAAUGAUGAUGGAGGAGCGGGGUGAAGAGACUCUUUUAUACAGAGCCAUUAUUAUGGGCUUGGGAUUUUACACUUGGGUUUUUCAUAACACAUUGCAUGCAAUUUUAUGACGCAGUGUCAAAUGGUGGCACAACAACAAAAUGACUCUAAACAAUGAAUUGUCUGUCUAAUGUGGCGCUAAUACAGCCUCAGUUACUGCAGAUCAAUAACCUAACCCGUGUCUUGUGGAGACCUUUAGCAUGGACGUUACUUCACAACUCGGCUUUUCUCAUAUUUACAAACAUGUAAAUGAGUGCUAAUGUUAGCAGGCAUGCGGCAGGGGUUUGAUUCAUGAGACCUGCAGGUGGCUAAGGCACACUGCCAAAGUACCAUUCUGGAGAGAUCCUGUGCUUUUCCCCUGGGUGUAACAAUAGGCAAGAGUCCAAGAGCUGGGUAAAAGGGCAUACUAACCAUCGGACAGUGUAUGAAUGAUUGAGUGUGUAAGUUUAUGCAUAUGUAUGAACAGAGGUAGCGCGCAUGUUGGCUCUAGUUGCAUCACUUGAUCCUUCUGCUAUGUGGCAGUUCAGACUUAUUGUAUCUUGCUCUGAGGUAUUUGAGCCACAGAGGGAAAUGGAAUUCCGCUCUUGACUGCUAUAGUAUGAGGCAAGUGGUUGUGCGUGUGUGUGUGUGUGUAUUUGUCUUUUUGUGUGUGUGUGAUCACCCUGAAAUGGGGGUUAUUCUAAAUCACAGGCCUUGGCCUUGUGAAAUAAAAAAGGGCUAGAUAUUUGAAACAUUUCAUCAUAAAGCUGCACAAUGCUAUUGUGGUUCACGAUGAAGUCUUUGGAGAAACCACUCUCAUCUCUCAUUCUCCUUAAACAUGGCAUAUUUGAAGCAGAAGUCACAAAAGCAACAUGAAGUAACAUCUUCUCAAAUAUGUGCUCAAGAAUUUGUUUAAUGUUCACCUGUAAUUCUUUCUGUCUGUCUCUUUUAUAGUUGUUAAUGUUAGGUGUAGCAAAGAGCAUUGUGGAUUUGAGUGCAGUGAGGGCUUUGACUGAAGAAUUGCACAACAUCGUAUAGCAUCACAUAACAGAUGAGCGCAACUAUACUGCAUAGAAUGUGACGCAGCGAGAGCACUGAUAAAUCAAGCUCAUUUUCCCUUCAGCUCAUGUCGAUUUAGUGGAAUAAAACCUUAUUUAUUUAGUAAAUGCGUCAUGUUUGGUGUCAGCCAACCAACUGUACACAAACUCGCUGUUUUUCAAUAAUAAUGAUUAUAGAAUGUUAGCUAGGGUGGCAGACCACUGGUAUUUGUUUGUUUAUCUUAAAGAUUUUAGACUGACUGCAUACCUUCUUAAAACUUAGUGACUCAUUGAUUCAGUUGUGUUGGAUAAGGAGAAGGUUUUGACUCAGUGGCGUUGGGUAAAUUGAAGGGUUUGACUCAACGCUGUUGGGUGUAGUGAAGUAUGACUCAGUGGUGUUGAGUAGAGAAGAUGUUGACUCAGUGGUGUUGAAGGAUUUGGCUCAUUAGUGUUGGGUAAACUAAACAAUUAGUCAGCAGUGGGCUUGGGGAAGGUAGGGGUAGGGGUAGAUUGGUGUGGGGUAGAGUGAAAGCUUUCACUCUGUGGUGUUGGAUAGACUGAAGGGUUAGUCCACAGUGGUGCUGGGUAGGCUGAAAGGUUAGUCUACAGUAGUGUUAAGUAAAAUGAAGGCUUAGUUAAAUGUGGUGUUGGGAAGGCUGAAAGGUUAUUCGGCAGUGGUGUUGGGUAGACUGAAAUGUUAGCCUAGUAGUGUUCAGUAGACAGACUUUUGGCUCUAUAAAGAAACUUUUAAUGGAAAUUUAAUGAGAACAUGAAGAACUUUUUAAAUGUUGAAAGAAUCCACACAUAAUGUAAAAAUUCCAUACCUAGAAAUAUCCGCCCAAGACAAGGACUCUUUAGGAACUUUUGUUCUUCAGAGUCUAGUUUUGGUUAGAGUGCAGGAUUUUGGCUGCAGUGUUUGGAACAGGAGGAGUCACUGCCGUAAGCAGUGCGAUACAGAGCAAUGUGGGUCGGAGUAAUAACGGAAUCUCACGGUAAGAUGGAUCAGAUUAGCUGAUGAUGCUGAACACUGUACGAGAUUGAAGAUUACACAUUACACGGUCGGCAGGCUCAGUGGUUGCCUGCUCCACUUAGUGUCCCACACGCUUUAAUCUCCUCAGCCAUGAAUCCACGUAAAAGCGAGACAUUGUUUAAACAAGCAAGGGAUGCUUACAGGGCUUCUGCUAUUUAUAUUAACAUUUCACUUUUCCCUUUCUCAUAUACAUCCUCUAUCUUACUCUCCCACUCUUUGCAGCCCCCUCUUAGAACCUUCCUUUUCACUUUCCACCCCCAAGGUUCUCUUUCUAUCUUUUAGCCAUACAAUUAUCUUUCUUCAUGUUUUAUUAUCAGUUUGUCAACUUUCUGCAAAUUGCUUUUUUCCAUCGCUCCUAGUUUCACAGCCACAUGGUAAUUUAAUUCUCUCUAGAGUCUUUGUAGUCUUUUGCAGGUGCACAGACUCAGUCCUGAGUGUAAAGACCUUUCUUGAAAGGAUACUGCAUGUUCUUUUCUGGAAAGACUCUAGAUGUUGGAACUGUAGUGUAGGGGUUUGGAAUCUUUCAGCCGCAAAAACAUUACUGAGGUCAGUACUGAUGUUGGCUAAUUAAGCUUGCAACGGUGCUGCACUUUAUCCCAAAGAUAAUUCAUGAGGCUUCAUCUCUCCAGAGAACACAAUUUUACUGCUCCCUGGUGAAAUGAUGAGGAGCUAAUGCCCCUCUAUUUGACCCUUGGCAAUAGUGUAUGGACAAAUUAGGCUGGUGUGCACCUGUUCCAAGGCAUUCUAUUCUAUUUCCAAAGCUUUCCUAUAGAGAUUACAUGGCUGUGUGCAUGCAAUUUAACACCGGUGUCAACAACAGAUGGGUAAAUGCACAUAUAUAUCAAGUGUGUCUGAACACUUUUUAAUGCAUACUGUUUGUGUUUUAAAGGCAUCUGGACCUGGUUGAGAGCUCUGGUAGGUCUGGCAGGGAGCUAUGACUGGGCGAUAUGACAAUAAGAUAUUAUCACAACAAAUUACAUCACAAAAAGCUUUUCAGAGUAUAACAUGUGUGUCAUCAGUGCUUCCAGAACACUUCAUAUUUCAUUAAAAAGACAUUCCCGAUGAAUGUAGCUGUCUAAAGUUUCACCCUACAUUUUAAAGAGUGAUGCACUGAUGUGUACAUCAUUUACACAUGAACACAGUGGUGAGCAGUUUUGGUGUCAUUUUGUUGUCAUAGUUUUCUAAGAUUAUAUUAGUUGGCACAUCCUCUACAGGGACCAAACUUAAGAUACGGCACUUCUCUGAAAAUUUUAGUGCACGAUUUCUAUUUACUGGCUGACUUGAAAAAUGAAACAUGAAAUAUAAAAUGUUCACUUUUGUACAGGCCACAUCGUAUGUUUUGGUUUUUCACCAAAAAGGUUCAAUUUUGCAAAUUUACAGUACUUGUGCAUUAAAAUGUGCUGUAGUGUGUUCUUCGUAGAUCAUGUGUUAACUAAACGUCAUUUGACCAGGAGAGCCAAAACUGUUGCUAUAGAACUCUAAAGUAUAUUCCAGAAAACAUAAUAUCGUCUUUAUGUUGGCAAUAACUGUGUUGAUGGGAUAAACUUUUUCACACUGCUUCAAUACUUUAACUUAAACUUAAGCAACUUAGUUGUCUUAAAAUUUUGAUUUCAUUGAGCUUCAAACAAUACGUUAACGGAAGGUAAAACACACACAUUAUUGUUCUGUUAAUGUACUAUUAGAAAGUCAAUUAACUCAAUUUUUUAAGGCAACCAGGUUACGUACUUUUUAAAUGAAAACUGAAUAAUUUUUUUUACAGUGCAAUGAGGAAAUAAUGUAUAGAAUCAUGUUAACUAUAUUUAAUAUGUUAUAUAUUGUUAUAUAUUUAUUUCAAUGUAUUCUGGAGUCUAAGAAGCCACAGUUGGUCCUGCUGGAAAGAUAUUGUGCAACAUCUCAAAUGUUGAAUAAGAACAAAUCAUUGGACACAUAUUUUUUUCAUAGCAUUUUUUAAAUUGUGUCCAUUCCAAUGUACCAAACCCAAAAAUAUUGUAAGAUUUUGCCAUGUUGCCUGCCCCUACGGUCCACAUCCUUGUUCUAAUGGAAAGAAGUUCCCUUAAAGGCACUACUGUGCUUUCCCAUUUCAGCCUCAUGGCUUCACCGCUCUGACAGCAUGAUGGAAGACGUUUGAGGGCUUGCCUCUAUGGAGCCGUCUCAGUAAUAUGAGACAGACAGGCCAGUCCCGGCAGCAUGCCAGGCCCAGAGCUUUCCCAUCCGUCAGGCUGAUAAGUGGAUAUGGGCCUGCAUGUCACCUGUCGCACUCCUCACCUCCACCCCCCCUCCACGUCCUCCUCUUUCUCCUGAUGUUGGGAGCGUUGCAGCCCACCUGCUCACCUCGAAGAGCAACUAGAGCAGUCAUUGCGGCUGUGUCGUUAACGCAGUGUGAAAGACCAGUCCGAUAGCCGCUAAUCUCUACCACAGAGAUAGCAGGAGUGUGGCAGUGAGUGUUCAACAUGGCACACAGAUCAGUUUUCCACUCACCUUUCACUCUCCAUCCCUACAGCAUGACCUGUGUGGCCCUGAACGUGUGAACACAUUCUUAAAUGGCACAACAUUCAUGUAUCGCAUUCACUCUGACCUUUUUGACGGAGAUAAACUGGAGAGUGGUACAUGAUACCGCAGAGUGGAGUAUGACAGAGCAGUGUGCAAUGGCACACGAGUGUAAGUGAUAAGAUGCGCUUGGCCAGGUGGGUCGAGCUGUGCGACAGCUGGCAGUCAUCUGCAGGACCUCGCCAGCUCUUUGAGCUGUGUGUACUGUUCUUGCCUGAUAAGAAGCCACUCUGUUCUCAGAGAGGAAGAGCGAGGGGAAAAAAAGAAAGUGUCAAUCGGCAUCUCUGGGUGACACCUGUUUAAAAGCAACAGAGAUGUUUAGGGUCACGGCACCACCAGCUUUCUGUCUCAGAUACACCACUGGGUGACUGGUGCAAAGAGUACAGGAAGUGAGUGAGUGUGCAUGGGUGUUAGCAUGCAGCAGUGGAGUGCUAUGGCCGAGUGAGCUGGAGAAGAAUUCAACACUCUUGUCUUGUCUCCGUUCUUAUCAUGACAACAUGCAACGUCAUAUAAACAUAUAGCACAGUAGAAAUAUCAAAGGGCUAGGAUCUAAUUUAAGAUCUACAAAUGUAUUAUCAUUUUUUUUAUAUUCUUCACAAUUUAUUAUUUUUAUUUAAUAUUUUUUGGAAACAAAAGGUGCCAGAAAGGGAUCCACACUGAAAUGCUCUGUAUUCAACUUUGUACCUUUGAAGUUUAAGUUAUUACCUUGGUCGUUUCAAAAUUUUGAUUUAACAGGAUGUAAAAACUGAUUGUUCAUUUGUUAACUUACAGAACUUAGAACUCUAAUCAACCCAAAAGUUUAAGGAAACUAGGUCGCAUCCUUUUUUGAGAAUCCAUAAAGAACCAUUUUUAAAAGGUAGUCUGAGGAAAUUGUAAAGCUUUAAAGUAACUUUACAUAAUAUAAAAAUUCUAUACCAAUUUAAGGGAUCUUCUGAGAACCUUUACAUUAUGUGUAAAGCAGACAUUCUUAAACUAGUCCUCAGGACCCCCAUUUGGUCCACUUUUUUGGCUUGCAUUGUGAAUUAGGUGGGAGCAAAAAUGUGGGCUGUCUGGGGGAGCUCUGAGGACCAGACAGAGAACCACUGCCCUAAAGAAUCAUCUAUUGAAAGUUUUGUAGGGAAUCAAAUGUAGUUCUUCUAUGGCGUCAUGCAAGGAACCCCGUCUGGCACCUUUAUUUUUGAGAGUCUAUAUGGUUUUAUUUUAGAUUCUAUAAAUAAAUAUAGGAAGACGCUAAAGGUUUAUUUGGAGCAAUAUUAUAGGAUCUCUAAAGAAGGCUCCAAUGGAUGGAAUUCCAAUAAAGGAAUACCUCAGCAUCUUUGAACUUAACAAAACAAUAGUUUAGAUGUUUGUCCCUGUUGUAGUGUAAGAACAGAAAACUGAUUCCAAAUACUCAUCAAAUGUCAGUGGCCAGUGUGUUUUGAGUCAAACGCUUUUCUGUUCUUUUACUAAAAAUAGCCUAAAAUAGCCCUUCAGUAAAUGUCAAAACUUGAUCAAAAAAUUGCUUUAAAAACCCUCUAUGAUUAUUUCUGCUAGCCCCUAUGAAAUUCUCCUAUGUUAACGGUAAGAUAGUGGUGAUUAAUAUGAUUAAACACAAACAUUGGAAGCAGGACUUGCAGAAGGACUAGUCUGAUGUUUUUCUCACAAAACUGGUUCCAUUGGAAAUGAAAACAUUUUGCUUCAUUCCACUGUCACUUAUUCUGAUAGUGGUUAAUCUGACACAUCAGGCCUGUCCUGAAGUCUUAAUCAAUAAGAGAGGCUGCAUCUGUCUUCGCUGUAUUUAACUACAUGCAAAGAAAAUCCUAAUUUGAUGAGGCCUAGAAGGCCCUAAGGGUUCCCCACUGGCUAAAUACACACUAUAAAUAGAGAUUAGGUUAAAGAAUUAGUGAUACAUACUUUUAAAGAACCAUUAAGUGCUAGGUUCUUUAAAUAACACAAGCUCCCAAAAUCUGUUUUUGCCCCCCCUUGUUUUAAAGAAUGUAUAUUAUUCCUAUAUUAUUGUGCGGAUUUGAAAUAUUAUUUUUAUUCUAAAUAUCCUACUAUAUAUGUAAUAUAUAUAUAUUACAUUUAAAAAUCUGUUAUUUUUUGUGUGGUCAGGGCGGCACUGGCUGUUCCUGCAGCAGAAUGUAUGAAGGCUGAGGCUGGAGUGAUGAGGCUGAUAAUUACAUAGUCAACCUCCCCCUGUGCUGCCUGGAUAAUUCCACACAGUUACUUUUUCAAAACGACAUGAAGUGCCUUACAGAAUUCAAAGAUGAAUUAUUUAAACUUUUGAUUAUUUAUUAAUAUAUUUAUUUUGAUUAAUAUGCCUUUCUUCUUCUUUUUUUCGCUAUCACGGUGUGAUUAUGUUGUGUAUGACUGUGAGUUGACGGAAAAGCACAGGAUCCUUUAAACUGAACAUUUCACUUACGCAGGGUGUCAAGAGUCUGUCCAGUGAAGCUGCAGCAGCAAUGUAACGUAAUGAGAGGUCUUAAUGGUUCUGUCAGUGCAGUGCUAUCUCUGUAUAUAUGUGGAUGGGUCAUCUCUGGAGACCUGAGGCUGCGUUCAGUAUAGCAUUUCACAAAAAUGAGAUUUGGGGUGUGUGUGUGUGUGUGUGUGUGUGGGUGUAUGUGUGUGUAUGUGUGUGUGUGUCUGUGUGUGUGUGUGUAUAAGGAUGCGUGUGAGAGUGUAUGAAGUUUGUAUAUAAGUCUUUAUGUCUUGGUCACUUGUACACUUUUGCUGUGUAUUGGGGGGUAAUGGGUUUGAGUUAAACUGAGAUUAAAUUGAGAACUGUGUGUAUAUCAAAACUAUAAAAUAGCCUUGGCAUGUGGUUAACCUGGGUGUUACACAAUGUGAAAUACUCUGCUGUAAAGCAGGACAGUGAGAACAUAUCACAUACACGCACCGGCAAUUUCAGAGAAGAAAAAAUAAAAACCAACGGCUGCCAAAGACACAUACUUAACUGCCAGGGACAAGCCAACCUGUCAACAAACAAACAAGCAAGCAAGCAAACAAACAAACAAAAUGAUCAAGUAACAUCACAGGAGCAUACUGUAUUGUAUGUACUUAAAUACAUCUUUUUGUAUGAGGUUUUAUAAAUGUCCACUCAAUGCUGUACAGAUGUAUUGUACAUAAAGUGCGAGCUGUUGUUAGACUGAGGAGAUGACUCUCAAGUAUUGAUUCUGGAGCUGAAGCAUCUGUCAGUGGAAACAAGGGAUAAUUGGACGUUAAAUCAAGAGUCCACCACAGACAAGCUGAGCUUUCAAUUACCAAGUGAGAGAGAGAGAGAGAGAGAGAGAGAGAGAGGUGAAAGAUGACAGAACAUGAUAAAGUUAGUGAAAGUUUCUAAUUGUUAGUCGCAGAAGCUCAGUAGAGCCAAGUGCUAAGAGAACUUGUCUGGGCAUGCUAACAUAAAAACAGACUUCAGUUCAUGUUUUGUGGGGUUUUUUUUUUUUCUUUCUUUCUUUUGCUUUUGAUGGAGUGCUUAGCUGAGCACCGUCUGGUGCCUGGGAGAGCGCAUUCGCUCGCAAAAAUGUGCUCAUAUGCCUGAGCUGGACCCAAUGAUACCAACUAAGACGUUUCUCUAGAGUGUUUCCACACAGAGUAAAAGCAGCUUAGCCUGUGAGUGAGACAAAGGAACCAGAGGAAGCAUGACUCUAAGGCAAACUCCUCUUUGGAAUGAACCAAAAAUCAAAAGAAAAAAAAAAAAAAACACAGUGUGCUUGCAUUAGAACGUAUGAACAGAAUGAGCUUUGACUCGGGAAGUUGGAGCAGAUAGAAACAGACAUGGAUAAAAAAAAAAA
This is a messenger RNA of Pygocentrus nattereri (red-bellied piranha), 11794 nucleotides long. RefSeq names its product cholinergic receptor, muscarinic 2a (gene chrm2a). The record is from RefSeq and is a predicted model, not a curated record. NCBI's taxonomy places the organism in Eukaryota, Metazoa, Chordata, Actinopteri, Characiformes, Serrasalmidae. Gene Ontology annotation, biological process: adenylate cyclase-activating adrenergic receptor signaling pathway; regulation of heart contraction. Gene Ontology annotation, cellular component: plasma membrane. Bases 415 to 1896 code for a protein of 493 amino acids. The transcript is spliced from 3 exons. Gene Ontology annotation, molecular function: G protein-coupled acetylcholine receptor activity.